UGUCAAGCUUUAGGUAUUUUUUUAUUUGACAUGUUUUGAAGUGUCCAUUUUUGCAUUAAUUUCACUACAGUCAAACAUGAACACAGAGAAAGACAUUUUAGUGGGACUAUACUAUACCAAGUGACAUAAAAGUCAUGUUUUCAAGAAAUUAAAUUUUGUAUCAUUCUGAUAAAGCUACGACUUUUAAAAAAUCAAAACAUAAAAUUUAUCAGUCAAAACUGACAAACAAGCUAACUUAAUUUUACAUACAUUGAAGAUAUUCUGUCCAUAUCAUACAUUUUUCAUUGGGAGCAUAAAAAAGUCACCUAUUGGAAAUGCAAAAAUCUUGAUAUAUAUCAAGUGGCAUGCAGCAAAGCCAGUAAUUGUAUCUAUAGAAAUGGCAGAAUUAUUUUUCUGUCUGUAUUCGGAUAAAAAAAGAAAAAAGUGGGCGGGACAUAAACCGUUUGUCUAAACGACAUAAAAAGCUCAUCUUAUGUGCCAUAUCCUCCAUCAUUUGCAUAAAGCAAAUAUGUCUUGUAUAAUUCAUAAACAUUUUUUCUUGUUUAUUACAGAAUUUUAAACAUUUUAAAUACAACAGAUUAUCAUAUUACUUAUUUUAUAUAUUUUAAAACAAUAAUACUAAAUGUUAAAUAAAAGCAAAAAGCUUAGUAGAGUACUGGCCAAGUUUGUCUGUUUUCCAGAAAACUGGAUGGCUCUCCCUCAUCAACCAUAUUGCCUUAAUAAGAAAUCACUGGGUCAGAAACUACAAAAAAACAAACAAUAGAACACAUAAUAAUCACCAAUGUUUUAGGUCUAAUAAUGAAUACCUUUGUCUUGUCAGAAUUUAAUAUAAAAACUGCUAGCUAUCCCAUCUUAGAUAUAUUUAGCUCUUUCCCCACCAAAGAUUUUUUUUUUUUUUUUUUUAAGUUGACACCCACUGCCAGCAUUUUUGAUCAUUUUCACACAAUUUUCAUGGCCCUCAGAAUAUUUUGUUGUAUGAAUAUCUGAACAUGCAAUAAAUCAAAUGAAAGAACAGAGCCUCUGCUUUAAAAAAUGUGGGUAAAUUUCAUUAAAUGAAAGCAACAUUUCAAGCAAAAAGCUGAGAAAAAUGUGUUUUUGUCAAAAGACAAUGUCCAGAUCGGCUUCAGAAUGAUGAUCAAAACAUGGAGUAGAUCGAGUCCAUCAGCACCCACAAAGCUUGCACAGUCCUAUAGCUUGUCCUGGGUUGACAUUUCAUUUUGUAACAUUAGGCAGUUUUGAUUCAUAUGCUGUUUAAUGUUGAUGAUCAUGUUAUUUUACAUAUGCAUCUUCUUACAUAUGCUAUUGCUUGUUUCUGCUUCUGCUUCACAUGUGUUUUGAUUAGGAGAUUCAGCAAUCUUUCAGAAGAUGCAUGAUACCUACUAUACAACAGUGAAAACACGGAAAGAUAAAAAUUUCUGUCAAUGGUGGAAAAAUAAGUAAUAUAAAAUUUGGAUAGUUCUGCAGUUUCUUCAGUAUGUAAGGAAAUAUAUCAUUGGCAGAGAAAGAGAAGACCUAAUAAAACCUAAAAAGCAAAGGACCUAGUACUGAGCCCUGUGGCACUCCAUACUUGUUUAAUGAGUUGUGUCUUCAUUCUUCAGUAUUGUUUGAAAAUUACUGACAGCCACAGACCUGAAGGCGCUGAAAGAAGAGAGUCAAGAACUGAAUGAAAUGGAAAAAAACAACCAGAAUAAGGAAAGUUGCCAGCAGACUGAAAUGACUUUAUCACAAGAAAGAGCUAAAAAACCUAAAGGUCAUUUCACAUGCCAACAGUGCGGAAAGACUUUCAGUCAGAGUAGAAACCUUAAAGUCCACAUGAGAGUUCACACUGGAGAAAAGCCAUUCACUUGCCAACUGUGUGGAAAAAGUUUCACUCAAAAAGGAAGUCUUAAAGCCCACAUGAGAGUUCACACUGGAGAGAAGCCAUUCAUCUGCCAACAAUGUGGAAAAAGGUUCAAUCGAAAAGCAAACCUGACAAUCCACUUGAGAGUUCACACUGGAGAGAGUCCAUUUACCUGCAAACAGUGUGGAAGAAGUUUCACUCAAAAAGGAAGCCUUAAAUCCCACAUGAGAGUUCACACUGGAGAGAAGCCAUUCAUCUGCCAACAAUGUGGAAAAAGGUUCAAUCGAAAAGCAAACCUGACAAUCCACUUGAGAGUUCACACUGGAGAGAGUCCAUUUACCUGCAAACAGUGUGGAAAAUGUUUCACUCAAAAAGGAAACCUUGACGUCCACAUGAGGAUUCACACUGGAGAGAAGCCAUUCGUAUGUGGUCAGUGUGGAAAGAGUUUCAGAUUUACUGUAACUCUUAAUCACCACAUGAGGAUUCACUCAAGAGAGAACUGCUUUAUAUGUCAUCAGUGUGGAAAGACAUGCAAAAACAAAGCCAACCUUGAGGGUCACAUGAGAGUUCACACUGGAGAGAAGCCUUUCACCUGCCCUCAGUGUGGGAAAAGUUUCACACGAAAAGCAAAGCUUGAAGUCCACAUGAGAAUUCACACUGGAGAAAACCCUUUUACCUGCCAACAGUGUGGAAAGAGUUUCACUCAAAAAGGAAACUUUAAUGUCCACAUGAGAAUUCACACCGGAGAGACCCCAUUCACCUGCAAUCUGUGUGGAAAGAGUUUCUCACGAAAAGACCACCUUGGGAUUCACAUGAGAGUUCACACUGGAGAGAAGCCUUUCACCUGCCCUCAGUGUGGGAAGAGUUUCAAAAACAAAGCAAGCCUUGAGAUUCACAUGAGAGUUCAUACUGGAGAGAAGCCUUUCACCUGCCCUCAGUGUGGAAAGAGUUUCGCACGCAAAGGAAACCUUGAUGUUCACAUUCGGCUUCACACCGGAGAGAAGCCUUACAAGUGUGUUCAGUGUGAAAAGAGUUUCACAUAUCAUAGAGACCUGAAAUGUCAUUCACAAACUCAUUCUGGAAAGAAAUUACAAGGUUUUGAGUGUGGUAAGAAGCUUACGAUUAAGAGCAAUUUCAAAUCCAUGAAAAUUCAUACAAAUGUGAGACCAUAUUCUUGUUCUAUUUGUAGAAAGAGUUUUAAAUGGCCCAGCAGUUUAAAAUGGCACCAGAAAAUCUGUGUGAAUUCAAAUGUACGUUCACACUGCAGGUGAAUGUGGCCAAAAUAUGAUUUUGAAUUAUGAUUUUUAGGCUUAUCUUUUUAAUGUCAAAUACUCAUGACAUUCCUACACAGGUGACAUUCCUACAAGACUCCAUGUUUGUCACAAAUGAUUUGUCCAUGUUCAAUUAUUUUAGUUGCAUCCUGCACUUUUUUUUUUUGUUGUCAUGUACAUAUGAAUGUGUGUGGUCAUACUCCAGUAUGGUCUAAUUCAGACAGGGGUGACAUGGAGUUUCCUUUGUCUUUUUUGUCAACAUACUGUAUAUCAAACAUACUAUAUUUGAGAGUAAGUCUAAUUAUUUUGUAGUUAAAAAAUAAAUAAAUAAAAGAUUGCAAAAAAGUCUUCUUAAGGCUCAAAAAUAAAGAAGUUGACGACAAAAUUA
Ctenopharyngodon idella (grass carp) is the source of this 3499-nucleotide messenger RNA. Its product is annotated as gastrula zinc finger protein XlCGF26.1-like. Gene Ontology annotation, cellular component: nucleus. Gene Ontology annotation, molecular function: DNA-binding transcription factor activity, RNA polymerase II-specific; RNA polymerase II cis-regulatory region sequence-specific DNA binding. Lineage: Eukaryota; Metazoa; Chordata; Actinopteri; Cypriniformes; Xenocyprididae. The transcript has 2 exons. Bases 1669 to 3111 code for a protein of 480 amino acids. The record is from RefSeq and is a predicted model, not a curated record. Gene Ontology annotation, biological process: regulation of transcription by RNA polymerase II.